Actinia tenebrosa (Australian red waratah sea anemone) is the source of this 2081-nucleotide messenger RNA. RefSeq lists its product as uncharacterized. Gene Ontology annotation, molecular function: protein binding; ADP binding. Gene Ontology annotation, biological process: regulation of apoptotic process. The record is from RefSeq and is a predicted model, not a curated record. NCBI's taxonomy places the organism in Eukaryota, Metazoa, Cnidaria, Anthozoa, Actiniaria, Actiniidae.
GAGGGCAUAGUGAAUCCAUCAGGGUUGCUACUGUUACACCGAAUGGAGCUGCAAUCGUUUCAGGGUCAGAAGACCGCACCUAUAAGAUAUGGAAUUUAAGCUCGCUACAAGAUGUUCCGGCUUUUAUUGGUCAUAAACAAGGAAUAAAUAGCUUGGAUGUGUCACGGGAUGGACGUCUCUGCGUCACAGCAUCAGAAGACUCAUURCUAAAGGUGUGGAAUUGUGAAGAGUUCAAAGAGGUUUGUGCUCUAUCUGGUCACGAAGGAGGCGUCCUCGCUGUCACACUACACCCUAAUUACCCUUUUGCAGUAUCCGGAGGGAAUGACUGCACCAUUAGAAUAUGGAGUGUUGAAGGUUUCCAUGAAACAARUUGCCUCAGAGGUCACCAACAUCCAGUCCAAGUGGUAUCUUUUAAUGAAGAUGGGAGUGCUUUUGUAACAGGAGGUAGAGAUAACACGAUUGGCGUGUGGGAUUGGGCCAGUAAGAGUAUCCAUGCCUGGCUGAAGGCUCCUAUAUUUGAUAUUACCCACAUAACUAUGAACACUCACUGCCUCCUGGUGGGUAACAAUCGACACUCUGUUUGGAAAUAUGCAGUUGACAAAGAAAAGGCCGCAAAGAUCAUGAAGCUUGGAGAUAUCGAUUUSCUGAAAAUGGUGAAAGAAAGAAAGCGAUGCGAGGAAGAAAAUGGCUCUUUUGUUGGAGACCCCUUACAAGGAACAAAAAGAGAAAUUCCAAAUGGAUGUGUUCCAUCCUUUUGUUCAUUGUUCACGUCUUCGGUGUCCAUUGGACCCGACAGYAGAAGUCAUCCUACCCUGUUGAUUAGAGAUGGAACGCGGCUCUUGUUUGGUAGUGUCAUGAGCACUAUGCCAUUGCGUUUCUUAGAUGUUGAAACAGGAAUGGAUAGUGGUCUCCAGAUUGAYAAAAAUGGGAAAACGCUCGUUACCGCUCUUGCUACGCACAGUGACGAAAAGGAGGUGCUUGUUGGUACAGAUCAAGGGAACAUCAUAAGAAUUGAACUAGAAUCGAAUGAGAUUUUACAAACGUAUGAACAAAAGCAAGUUCCUGGAUUCUCCAAGAACGCAUCUGUUACGGGGCUUGCCACAUCAGAAGAUGGAAAAUUCUUCCUCUCAGGRAACUCUGACGGAGAACUGUUGCUUUGGGAUGUUGAAAAAGUUGAAGGAAAACUUCUCAAAUCCUGCCUGCUGAGAAUCAGUGGCGUUUGUUUUUUAAAGGAGGACAGUUUUGCUGCUGCUGACGAGAACGGGUAUCUUCACGUUGUAUCGAAAGAUGGCCCAAAUCUCUCCAUUCUUGCUCACGACACCGCUGUAACAACUAUUACAUCGCGUGGCAUUCCCUCAGAAAACAGCACUCGAUAUCUCGCUACAGCCGCAUUGGGAACUUUGAAAAUUUGGAGUGUGAGUCAGCAUGGUUGUGCACUACAUUGCGAUCGUCAAAUUAGUUGUUCUGGUCUUAACAUAAGAACAGUUCACUUUCUCCCAAACUGURCAUCGCUCCUUACUGGCUCCGAUGAUAACGUUGUUAGGCUGUGGGACGUGAAAAAUAMAAAUAUUUUGAAGACAUUUGAGGCCCAGAGCUUUGGCAUUAACUAUGUGUCUAGCAUCAAAGACAGGGUGAUCGCUUGUUUUGAUGAUAGUUCUGCAAUAACCUGGUCKCUGGAGACUGGAAACUUGUUAGGUCGAAGUCAAGGGCAUCAUGGGCGAUACCACGUGAUCAGGACACUUCCGCUGAGUAACCAAGCCAUCACAGAUGGUUUUCACUAUACGCUGAAACGCUGGAGUACUGAACAAGGCACGUGUUGGUACGAACUGCCGGAACCGUUGGCGGAAUAUCAGCAUUCGAAUGAAGUUACUGCUCUAGCAGUUACGUGUGAUAGGAGUCUUUUGGUCACGGGGACUCGAGACAAGAUGCUCAAGYUAUGGAUGGUAGACAGCGGRSAAUGYUUGAGUGAGUUCUACUUGGAGCAUAGUGCACAGGUGAUCGCUUGCAGUGCUGAAGGACGCAUCUUUGUUGGACUAAGUGACGGGCAGCUUUGCUUCAUGAAAUUACGAAGUGGAAAAUAA